UUUGAGGAUAUUUUGGCUAUGUCAAUGGCGAGUGUGGAUAAUGGCGGAACUCUGGGGUCCGCUAACCAGGAGGAAGAAAAGAAGCCCAUGGAUCAGGGCGGUGCUCACAUUAAUCUCAAGGUCAAGGGACAGGAUGGGAAUGAGGUCUUUUUCAGUAUCAAACAAAGUACUCAACUCAAGAAGCUAAUGACUGCCUAUUGUGAUAGGCAGUCUAUUUAUUUCAACUCCAUAGCAUUUCUGGUUGAUGGACACAACCUACAUGGGGAACAAACUCCUGAUGAAUUGGACAUGGAAUAUGGAUAUCAAAUUGAUGCUAUGCUUCAUCAAACAGAGUGA
This is a messenger RNA of Cryptomeria japonica (Japanese cedar), 336 nucleotides long. Its product is annotated as small ubiquitin-related modifier 1-like. The transcript has a single exon. The coding region runs from base 19 to 336 and encodes 105 amino acids. Gene Ontology annotation, molecular function: protein tag activity; ubiquitin-like protein ligase binding. NCBI's taxonomy places the organism in Eukaryota, Viridiplantae, Streptophyta, Pinopsida, Cupressales, Cupressaceae. Gene Ontology annotation, cellular component: nucleus. The record is from RefSeq and is a predicted model, not a curated record. Gene Ontology annotation, biological process: protein sumoylation.